UAUAUUAUAUGGAUAUGGAAAAGUAAAUCGCAGUCUCUCGUCGCGCUGCACCAUUACACACACGUAUACCUGUCUAUACGUGUAUGCGUGCGAGCGCUAUACAUGUAUAAGGUAUUACAUUUCAUCGGAACUCGGGCGAGAUUGGCUGGCUGGUGCGCGGAAGAGAAACAAAGAAGCCGCCGCCGCGCGGCUUUCUACAUAUACAUACAGGCAUAUUACCUACGCAGCUGAAGCUUUUAGCGUCCCGGCGUCCGUGCCGUGCAGCACACAGAGCAUAAUAGCAUCGCAUAUAAAACACAUAUACACGCACCGGAGAUAUUCGUUGUCCUUUUUUUUUCGGAGCUCAGUUCUCGACAUCUCGGCAGCGGAGGUGAACAGAAGAGGAGUAUUGUUAUACACGCAGCACCGGCGCGCGAACCCGUGGAGAUAAUCGUCCGUUUAUAGUGCAGCGUUUUUAAUAAUAAUUUUAUACGUAAACAACAAAACGUCAAAAUGCAGGGAACGAUCAUCGAGAAUCUUAGCGGCAAAAAAUUGUCCGUGCUCGUCGCUCUGCUCGUCGUCGCACAAAUUGUAUCGUUUCUCAUCGGUGGUCUCGUUGCACCCCCUCCAUCGAAUAGUCAAAAUAUGUUAGGAACUGCAUGUAGAGAUAAACUCAAUGUGAAUGGAACACCACCAGGCUUGGAUGAUUGGAUGUACUUCAGACCCCCAGGAAAAUGUGUACAUGUUGAUACUCAUGAAAUGAGUGAGACAAUCAUACCGUUAGUUUAUGUUUUUCAGAUGCCAACACCAAGAAAUGGUAAAUUCUUAGACUAUUCUCGAUGGCAACAUAGCUUAAUUGGAGUUUUACAGAUUGAAGUAAUGUAUCACAAUCAUAUUGUUGUUCCUCCAAUUACAAAACUGACUAUAGAUGCAAGACUAGCUUACAGAAAUAAAGGUGAUCCUGAAGAUGAAUGGAAACAUUAUGCUUCUUCGAUUGUGGAAAGAAAUUUGGAGUGCACAAUAGACAAUGCCAGAGAAGAGUAUAAUUAUAACUGCAGUACAUUAUCACUAUUCGAACUGGGUUCUGUAUUUCAUGAUUAUUACUUGCUGAAUAUUCGUUUACCAAAUGAUCCUCUUAAAAAGACCAAUCAAGAUUUAGGACACAUUACUGACUUAUGUGUUACAGUCAUUAACCAAAAUGGAGGAUUCACAAAAGUUUGGGUAUCUCUAAAAACGGUUUCUUUCCCAAUUACUUUAUUAGUACUGUGCUGGUAUUGGAGAAGAAUACAUAUGCUGUCUAGAUCACCUGCACUUUUAGAAUACAUGUUACUAGUACUUGGAUGUGCUCUUAGUCUUCUCAAUAUGCCAUUGGAAUAUCUUACUUUAUUAUUUGAUAUGCCAUACAUGCUUCUAUUAGAAGAUAUUAGGCAAGGUAUAUUUUAUGCGACGCUUUUGUCAUUCUGGCUUGUGUUUGCUGGAGAACAUCUCAUGGUUCAGGAUGGCGAUCAAAAGACAUCACUCAAAGGCUAUUGGCGUCAUUUAUCAGCCGUCGGAGUCGGAUGUUUGUCGCUGCUCUUUUUCGAUAUGUGCGAACGCGGUGUACAAUUGCGAAACCCAUUUUAUUCAAUCUGGGUGACCAACAUAGGAGCCAAAUUAGCAUUAUCAUUCAUCAUUUUAGCUGGAGUUUCUGCCGGAUCAUACCUUUUAUUCUUAACUUAUAUGAUUUACAAAGUAUUCACUAAUAUAAGUAUUAAAAGAGCUGCUCUACCAAGUAUGAGCUCUGCCAGACGUUUACACUAUGAAGGUGUAAUUUACCGUUUUAAAUUCUUGAUGGUCGCCACCCUAUUGUGUGCAUCAUUGACAGUCAUUGGUUUUAUUCUUGGACAAGUUGCUGAAGGACAGUGGAAAUGGGAUCAAGACAUCGAAUUAGAAAUGACUUCAGCUUUCUUUACUGGAGUUUAUGGAAUGUGGAAUAUUUAUACUAUAGCACUUCUUUGUUUAUACGCGCCAUCACACAAACAAUGGCCAGUCGAACCUUCUGAAAACAGCGUCAGCGAAGAAAUUGAAUUUUCAAGGCUUCCAACAGAGCCCAAUGAAAUGCUGUCACUGACAGCUUUCUCCAGAAAAACGGCUAUAGAUUAGAUAAUCCAUAUUUAUUGGCAAUAUAUCAUCGAAUCUUAGAAUAUUUAUGCAGAACUUCGGAGAUUUUUGAAGAAUAUAUUCCAACCAUUCCAUUGCUAUCUUUUCUUUCGAAAAAAUUCAUGUAUUUAUACUGUGCAUCUAGUAUUACUAAAGGCAGUUUUCGUUGUAACUGUAUCAGUAGAUUAUAUAUUUAAGAGUCAAUAAGUAGCAAUCAAAAAUUGAAUAACGAUUUUAUUUCGAGAAGACGCAGCAGUUAUCUGUAGAAGAAUAAAAAGAAUACCGAUGAUAAACAAAACAUUUGGAUACAGCUGCGCGAGAUCUCUGAAUGAAAUAUUAUUCAACAUAUAUUUUAUAAGAUUUAUUAUAUUAUAUAAAUGUGCAAAUGUGAUUAGCCUAUCCAAUAAUCGAACAAAUGAACUGGCCAAAACAAUAUGUGUUAUCAAACAACGACUGAAGUAUUUGAGAACCAAUUUCAAAUACUUGAAUAUAGAUAUUAUAAUAAUUAAUCUCAAAUAACAAUAGUCUGCCCUAGCUAUUAAGAAUUGUAUUGUAUACUGAAAAUAAUUCAAUGUAACUUUUUUUACAUUAUGAUUUUUUAAAUUUUGCCAUAUUGAUAACGAUCUUUUGUACAACCUGCAAAGAAAAAGUUUUAACGCGAUGCGCAAUAUAUUCUAUUUUACCAGACUGCAGUCAAGAUAACGCGAUCGCUUUUACAAGCGAGUCGUUUCGCAAAAAAAAAGUAUUAGUACUUAAGUGUUUACUACGAAAUACUGAUAUAAUGUAGCUUGUAGAUACAACUUUUUUUUUUAAUAUUACAACUUUUAU
Trichogramma pretiosum is the source of this 2946-nucleotide messenger RNA. It is a transcript of the gene wls, whose product is annotated as protein wntless. NCBI's taxonomy places the organism in Eukaryota, Metazoa, Arthropoda, Insecta, Hymenoptera, Trichogrammatidae. Gene Ontology annotation, molecular function: Wnt-protein binding. The coding region runs from base 493 to 2121 and encodes 542 amino acids. Gene Ontology annotation, biological process: Wnt signaling pathway; Wnt protein secretion; intracellular protein transport. The record is from RefSeq and is a predicted model, not a curated record. The transcript is spliced from 10 exons. Gene Ontology annotation, cellular component: organelle membrane; endomembrane system.